GAGGGCGGAGCUCCUUGGCUGCGUUUGACAGCUGCGAAACAGAAAAUGUAUAGCGCAUAGAUGGUCCGGGAGCCCAUGCCGCUCCAAGGCAACUGCGCUAUCGCAAGGAAUGGGACGCAGCAUGGCCUUUUAUAGUCUGAGAAUGCCCUCGUAAAUUUUGGGCCACUUGGAGGACACAGAAAUACCAUCUGAGGGAAAUAAUUAGCUUUUUAUUGCACACGAUCCUGGGAUUUUAGGGGGCAUGCACCGCGCGUUCUCGUUCCCAGUGACUGUGGAGCGCAGUCGGACCAAGGAGCGCCUGGAGGCGAGUCUGGCGGGGCUGUGUGAGCUGGAGCUCCGCAGGCAGAGGCAGGAGUGUCUGGUGCUGGGAGCGCUGGCUCUGGGAGACCCUCUGGAGCAGGACGGCUCCAGAGGAGAGCUGGCGUGUUUCAGUAGCUGGGGACAAGAAAACUUAACGCUCAGGCGACAGCUGAGUGCUCUUCAGAGUUCCCCAUGGGGCCUAAUGCAGGCGCUGGAACAGCAGGUGGGAGAGCUGAGGAUCGACACCGACGACGGCUGCUGUGAUGGUGGAGGUCUAGGAGACACUGGCGACAGCCGGCCCAGCUCUGGUUUCUAUGAGUCAAGUGAGGGACAGUCACCAAAAGGGAAAUGUUGCUCCACUGAGCCUGCAGAGACCGUCUCCCCCUGGGCUUACACCAAUGACAGGCCAAAGUCUGUGGGAGACCCCCUGAUGCUGAAUGGAGAUUUUGAUGUGCCAGCUCCACGCUCCACCCUGCCUCGCUCUUUCUCUGCCCCUUACCCACCUCUGGAGGGGAUCGCUGAGGAGGUCACGGCUGCAGACUCCUGGCAGUGGGACCCCAGUGGAGCCAACCAGGCUUGGCAGCAGCAGUCUGCACAGGACCAGGUCACAGAGGAGGGCUACCAGCAGGCUUUGAAGGUGGAGGGUUACAUCCUAGGUCUCAUCCAGCGCCAUACCCUCUCACCACGUCCAUGUCAGCCUCGCACCACCCUGAACCCUGACCCCCCAUACUGCAGCGCCUCAGGACACGGCUCCCUACACAGGAGAACUCCUUCUCUAACCUCUGAGCAGCGCCUUCCUGACCCCCAUCUUCAGCCCCAUGUUGACCUUUCGGCAAACCCUAAGAGCCAGGGAUGGGGUUGUGACCCCCUAGAGGGGGAGGCCUGUGGUGGAGAGGCCCCUUCCCUGGAGGAGGACUGCUAUUUGGCUCUGCCCUACCCCCAGUCCAGGCCACACUCCCUGGCUGGGAGACUACCAUCACCUCUGCCCUCUCUGGACCCAAACUGUGGUGUUGGGGCUCUUGACCCCUGUUGUGAACCCCCUUCCCCCCAACAUUAUCUACAUCCACAACCCCCUAUUCAUCGCAUGCACAAUUUAGUAAGUGCUCAGUAUAUCCCUGGACAAGCCUGUCAUGCCCCUGUGCGCUCCCCCAGACACUACCACCCAGAGCAGCCUAAGCCCAGCCGAGUUGCCACCUCUCCUGACCACCCCAACUCCAAGUCCAGAACAUCUAAGAAAAGUCACAAUGAGCGACAGAGGUCUAAGAAAUCAAGCAGCAAAGCUGGUCGAUCCCAGUCAGAAAACAGCCUCCUGGGUCAGCGAGUGCUCCCUGAGAGGAGGUACAGCACCACAGAGAGGCACCAAGGCAGAGGGGAUCCUGCUCAGAACCAAAGCCAGGCCGCUGGACCACAGAUGGGCAACAACAGCCACAACGGGAGCCGACGCUGGUGCUCCAACCUGGAGCUCAGCCAGGACGAGGGAGAGGCCCACGCAGGCCAGGUUCAUAGACGACCACCUCGAAAAGCUCGCCAUGGUCAUUCUUGUUCCCAUUCCCAACCCCAGAGCUACCAGCAGCAGCAGCGCUGGCACCCAGACUUUCAGGAAAGAGCGCCUCUCUGUCAGGGAGAGGAGGGCUACGCCGGUGCCGCCCCAGCAGAGUCUGAGUCUAGCAUGAGUGAGGUUUAUUCUCCUGCCUCCAGCUCACUGUCCAGCGACUCAGACGAGAGUGGGGGGCUGGUUUGGCCCCAGCAGUUGCCACCACGUCUUGCUUCUACCUCCUCCUCAUCCUCUCCUUCACCGCAAGCUAAUGCUAACACCCCAUCCCAACCGAAAGCCUUCGUGAAGAUCAAAGCCUCCCACGCUCUCAAAAAGAAGAUUCUCAGAUUCCGCUCAGGGUCCCUCAAAGUCAUGACGACUGUGUGAGCAAAUGAUCAAACCAGUUUCAAGCUCAUAACCCAAACCAUUGUCAGAGCAGCACGGUGACUUUUACUUUAGGCCACAAAUCAAAUUUCAAAUAACAGAUCCUGUCUUUAUAUUCAACCUACCUCUAACGGCAGUAUGUUCUUAAAGAGAUGCAUUGACAUUAAUGAGCACGAUUAAAGAUCUAGUUAGAGAUUCUUUAUCUGAUGUGUCUGGUUGACAACCAGCUGACACUAGACUAAUGGGUGUUCUCCGGUUCUAAUGGAUGAUAAUUGAUGCCAAGCUACACUGUGUUGACACGGACGGCAUUGAGGCUAAGUGACUGAAUACGCUGCCAGUUUUUUUCUUAAUGUCUGUUGGUCUUGUAGUUAAUUAAUCAGAGACUUGUGGUUAAUUAAUUCCAAGACUCUGGAGUUGGCAAAGUACAAAUCCAUGCCACUGAUGUUUCAAACAAUUUUAGACUGUUUUUGAUUGUGACCAAUACAUCUCCAAAAGCUUCUUUUAUUGCCACAUAUCAGUACUAUAGAAAUAAGAUAAAUGCACAGACUUCUUUAAGAAUUUCAGGUUGAUUUGCUUUCUCUUUUGCAAGUACAAUGUAUCCUAAUAAAUAAAACUAUGGAAUUUGACACUAUUAUAAGUAAAGCAGGAUUUUUCUCUGAAGUAAACCCAAGUUAUUUAAUUUAAUAUCCACUUAUUAGUGGAAGAUUUAUUCUUAAAAUGUCACAUUUUGCAUAAUUAGGUGGCCUGUUUUGCUGACCAACAGUCUUGUCUACAUCAGUUAAAUGAACUGAAAAUGUAGCAAAAGAAUGUUUCUCCAUUCACAUGAGUCAGUACUAAUCUAAAUGGUUCUUUCCUAGAAACAUCUUGGAAACUAUUCAGAAAUGAUUAGAAUAUUAGUCUGAAAUUACACAAAAAUUAAUAGAGCACUAACUAAAAUAUUUUGGCGUGUGACACCAUCAAUGGUUCAUCCUAUAGAAAAAUUUUCCUUUGAUGGAGUUAACAAAUGUGCGUUUACAGUUGGUUACCUUACAGUGUCAAACUAAUGGGCUGAGCAGGGAAUCGGUGUUUAUUUUUAGAAAUGAACAUGCUCGGAUCUGCCUCUGAGUAAACCUUGGAUUCACACUGAAGUGAACUGUCCACUACCUCUCUUCUGCAGCCAGCUGCUUUUGGGACCGAUGAGCAUGAAUAACUGUGUGAGUCAGGGAUGGGUUUAGUGAGGCCAUACUAAGGGACCAGUGUACAUUCAUGCAUGCGUAUACUUUUUUAUGUUUACAGUUUUAAUAAAACACAAUGACACCAACUAACACACUCUGUAAAUAGAUAUGAUUUUGUAUAUACCAUCAUGUGGCCUUGUUUUGGAAUGAAUGUAGCUUGUAAAUAAAGACAAUUUUCUCUCA
This is a messenger RNA of Amphiprion ocellaris (clown anemonefish), 3615 nucleotides long. Its product is annotated as dapper homolog 3. The transcript is spliced from 4 exons. Gene Ontology annotation, cellular component: cytoplasm. The record is from RefSeq and is a predicted model, not a curated record. The coding region runs from base 242 to 2221 and encodes 659 amino acids. Gene Ontology annotation, biological process: negative regulation of canonical Wnt signaling pathway. NCBI's taxonomy places the organism in Eukaryota, Metazoa, Chordata, Actinopteri, Pomacentridae.